Pseudo-nitzschia multistriata is the source of this 4485-nucleotide messenger RNA. Lineage: Eukaryota; Bacillariophyta; Bacillariophyceae; Bacillariales; Bacillariaceae. The record is from the annotation of a GenBank genome assembly.
AUACGCGCCGGUCGAACAGUAGAAAAAUCUAUUUUUCCCAAACGUGAAACAAACAAACACACGAAAAGAAAAUGAACCAACGCCAAAAAAAUUCACCGGGAAGGAAAUUUGCUCUCGACCAGAAGGGAUGAACGACAAGAAGAAUAUUCUUUGCUAUAGUUGAUCAAGGCCCGAGGAACCAACUCAAUAGAAGCAGAAGUCGUGAUACAACUCCACCAAACACUAGUMGGAAAGUAUUGUACAGAGCAGAACAAUAGAGAUCUAGGUCACCCAAUAUUACACAACACAAAUAAAAAUAAAUCGAAGCUUUGUACCGAAGGAAUCAAUCGUGCAAAAAGCUCACAUAACUUUGCAAACAGGAAGAAGUAUUUGAUGACAUCGAUUUCAUAAUGAUUGAUAGAUUGCGAAGACAURGGAGCAGUUGGUUUGGYUCUGAAAGAGGACGAUGGGUUGUAAUGUCAUGUACAUUCGUUGGGGUUUCUUUCUAUAUUCUCUCUUUCGGCAACUGCAUAAAAAUAGAAGGACGACUUGAGAAAAGGCCAGUACGCGAUCCAAAUCUGCAUACCAUACAUCAUCAUGAACAACAACGGCGGCAGCAGCAAAGGCGAAAUCUGCAGAUUGGAGGGUUCAGUAGCAUUGACUUUGAUUUGGAUCUGAAUGAGAUCAAUAAUCGCUCAAAGUCUAGACAACCUCAGAGUCGGCAGAGUCAGACAGAGGCUCCAGGGAACAAACCAGAUGGYCGAUUUAUUCAAAGACAGAAACGUUCAGAYGAUAAUUAUGAUACAGGAGGUGAAARCAAUAUAUCGCCRAAAGUUGUACCAACGCCCAAACCCCCUGUAACUCCGGACGUUAUUGAGUUCAAYGAUGAUGAUUAUGACGUGGUUGUUCUAGACGACAUGGUGGAAUGGGAUUACACAGAGGACGAACCCGGGCCCAUUGACAAYUUGAUUAAUAGACCUACAYUUGCUCCUACAACGAAGGCACAAAUUCUGAACGAUGUUGAUGACGAUGACUACACGGCAGUUGUAAUUGAGGACGAUGUUCCAUGGGACGAUGUCGUUGUAAAAGAGACUGCCAAAGAUGCUUUUGAUGCCAUCGAAGCCAUUGAGAAUAUCGAAGUAGAUGUAGAUUUUGAUGCUAACUCAAACACUUCGAACGAUGACUUUGACUAUGAAACGGAAGAACCAACUAUUACCCCCCGCCCAUCUAACUCGUUCCGGCCCACGCSGUUGGCCUCUACAAUGCCUACAAACGAACCAACCACAAAAUCUUCUCAGACUCCCUCUGUUCAACCUUCUAGUUAUCCAUCCUUCCUCCCGACUAAUCAUCCCUCAAUGGUCCCUUCUAUAUCUCCUACGAACUCAUGCUACGAUGAUGUGACCUAUCGGAGCCCAAUCAAUGGAUUAAGCUGCUCUCAACAUCAUGGAACAAACUGUCUAAAUUGGAGGUUUAUUGGCCUUAACAUGACUGAGCUAGACGAACUUGUUGGGGCUUGUCCUGAAACUUGCAAUAUUGAUUGUGGGAGUUUCGAUCUUUUUAUGGCAUCCGUUACCUUUCGGAUAUCUAGAGUUUCCGGAUUUAUGGGCCCGGAGGUGAUCGAUGAUUUUUUGAUGUUUUCAAUUAAUCAUCUAGAAAGCUAUGUUCGAAAUAUCGGCUGGAAUGUGAACAGCGACGAGGUCAGCAGGAGCAAUGAUUUGCUUAUAGAGAGCUCGAAUCCAGAUGGCUGUUGUCAGGAAGAUGACUUCUUCAAAGAUGAUGUCGUGGAUGGGCGCCCUGUUGUUUUUGAAAUUGAGGAUGCUGAGCUCACAAGACAAGACCUUGUCGAAGAUCCUACUGGAAGGUUUGAGAAUUCACGUGAAGAUCAUCGUUCAGAGCUAAGUCACAAUAGCAAUGAUGGUGGUGCCUUCCGAAAACAUAGAGCAUUGCGCAUGAGAGGUCUCAACGAUCUCCAGCGGACAAAGCAAAAACCGGGUGGUGAAAGCAUUCUCAAAACGGACGAAGCACUUGACGUUAAUGUUAAAUUUGAGGGAUUUACAAUCGGCAUGAAUCCCGAAAGUAUGUCUGAACUAUUGGUCCUUGGAAUCGAUGAUGUUGACUUUACUCGAAAGCUUCAGAAAUCGGGAAUCGAUUUCUUUUCCGACGCCACUGUGUCGUCUGCGAUGGAAACCGAAGAAGACGACCUUCCGUUCGAAGAGAAUUUUACGGAGGARGAAAAUAGAAGCAACUCAACGUUCACAGUCGUCAUAUCAUACAUGGUUCCAAUUGUAGUGAUCGGUUUUGCCUUGGGGUCUGUUUUUUAUCACAGAUGCUACAAGAAAGGGCAAACGACUACCUAUCAGGACCGUCACCAUCAACGUCACACAGAGCGAGCCCAAUUCGGUGGUAUGUCUGCCACACCAAUCGCAGUAGGCAUUGAUAAUAGUGACAACAGCAACAGCAACAGCAUUAUUGGGAGCAGUGAAAGUGACGGGCGGUUUUUUAGUUCGAAUCGUCAGACCUCAAGUGUGGAUUGCGGUAUCAAUGCGAAGGAAGGAGACAAGCAAUCCGCUUUUUCAAAACUAAUUUCGACCUUAAAUUUGAACCUCACGCUCACCAAGAGUAAGAACUCGACGGAUGAAGAUGCAGACGAUACAGAAGAGAUUCCAAAUCCAGAUGAUGGUACUAGUAGAAGCAGCAGCAGUGAUGAACCGGAGGCAAAGCAACGAAGAGAAAUUCCAGUGAUUGGAAGUCCUCUUGUCUCGCCAAUGAGCGACGGAUCAGAAGGGAAGGAAUCUAGUUCUGAGAAUAAAGAGGCUUUCGAAACCUUCGAAAAUAUUCUUCCACCAAUGAUUGUCAUUGAUAACAUCGAUGUUCCGGAUUCAGAAGCCGUAACCCCAGUAAUGAGUGCAACAAAUGCUUCAGGUCGAGGAUUAGUCAAGGACACUUCUUUUCGUUCCUCAGGCUCACAAAUGGAGGAACUCGACRCAUUUGCCUCGGAAUUUCGAAAGCAAUUACUAACAAAAUCAGACCAGGCAGUUCACUCUAGGCAUCAUUCCUUCACCGGGAAAUUGUAUAAUGGCUAUUCGAAUUCUUCAACCGAUUUAAGGUCAGACCAAGCGAAUAUUUUUGGCUCGAAUCGGUAUGUCGGAGAUGAAGAUGAAGAUGAUGAUCAACAAAUCAUCGACACUGUGAGCGAGGACUGGGAUGGGGAUGAUCUUUACCCUCCGAUCCCCUCCAAUAUCACAGCCGAAGGUGACGGGAAUAACCAAGCAGGUUUAGAUGAUGAAUUUGAUCGAGAUCAAGCUGCUUCGAAGUCCAURUGGACCAGUUCUCCCAUAAACCUUUCUAAAAAACGAGCAUACGGAACAUGGGAUGGAAAUCCUUCAUCGUCUUCUGACAUGCCUGAUGCAGAUACCGAUUUGUCCACCUCAUCAAUACCAGAAGCUUUGCAUCGAAGCGUAAAACCUGAAAUUCUACCUCGGAGACGAAGUUCGCUUCCUCCAAAACGACCACCCACACCCGAAAGAGGCAACAACACUCGGAAAAAUGCCGGUGGUGGAAAUAUAAAUGAAAAAAGUCCUGUUGGCAAAAAUUCAGCCUUUUCUUUCACUCCCAUAGCAAGAGCAUUUGUGGGUAGUGGCAACAGCACUGACUCCGGUGGACACAGACGCAAAUCUUCCGCUGAUACAAAUGACGACCUUCAUUUGGUAAAAAACAGCAGCAGUUUGUCGGCACUUUCCUCAGAUGACGCAAACACGAGCACUAAAAGCAAUAACUCRAGCAAUAAAGAUAACAGAGCCGCCCGGCUCGAAUUUGAAGCUCCACGACAGGGGAAUUGGGGACUUGUGCUUGAGUCAAGCUCUAAGACGGGGCCGAGAAUUUAUGCUGUGAAAGACUAUUCUCCUCUUUUUGGACUGAUACAAAAAGGAGAUAAACUGCUCGAGAUCGACGGYAAAAAUGUCACCCAGAGCAAUCUCACUGAGGUGACAAAAAUUCUGAAAGGGAAAUCUUCUUCGUACCAAUAUCACCGAACCUCAAGCACAAGCAUGCCGAUUGUAGUUUCUAGACACCCAUCGUCCAACGACGAAUCACGUUCUGCCGAACCUCCUGUUAUUGGGUCAUUCGCUUACAAUACGUCCUUUAGUAGCGACGACCACACCGCUUACAACCAGGAUCAAAAUAGUAAGUAUGGCAGUUGGGGCAGCAUGGGAUCAAGAGUGUUGGAGKAUAUUGACGAGGACCAUUACAAUGUAAUAAAUGAUGUGGAUCAGGACCAGCUGCAGCAAAUGUUAUUCCAACAUCACCUUCCAUACGACAGUGACAACGAAAUAUAAUGGUGGAUAGUACGCUUUAGUACAAAAAAAUACGCGGAGAGCUGUGCAUUGCUUAUCUUUGCAAUAGCAUUCAGAAGUCGCACAGAUCAAAUAAAAUAACAAGACUUGAUUGAAUGCUUUUUCGAACGAGGCCGUAUCCAAUUACUAGUAUUACGCUAUCUUUCUACAUUGU